Messenger RNA from Rangifer tarandus platyrhynchus (Svalbard reindeer), 1209 nucleotides. Lineage: Eukaryota; Metazoa; Chordata; Mammalia; Artiodactyla; Cervidae. The record is from the annotation of a GenBank genome assembly.
AUGAACAAGUUGCUGUGCUGCGCGCUCGUGUUCCUAGACAUCUCCAUUAAAUGGACCACCCAGGAAACCUUUCCUCCAAAGUACCUUCAUUAUGACCCCGAGAGCUCUCGCCAGCUGAUGUGUGACAAAUGUCCACCCGGCACCUUCCUGAAACAGCCCUGCACGGGCAGGCGGAAGACCGUGUGCGCCCCCUGUCCCGACCACUACUACACGGACGCCUGGCACACCAGUGACGAGUGUCUGUACUGCAGCCCCGUGUGCAAGGAGCUGCAGUACGUCAAGCAGGAGUGCAGCCGCACCCACAACCGCGUGUGUGAAUGUGAGGAGGGGCGCUACCUGGAGCUGGAGUUCUGCUUGAAGCACAGGAGCUGCCCCCCUGGGUUUGGAGUGCUACACCCGGGAACCCCGGAGCGAAAUACAGUUUGCAAAAGAUGUCCAGAUGGGUUCUUCUCGAAUGAGACAUCAUCCAAAGAGCCCUGUAGAAAACACACGAAUUGCAGUGCAUUUGGGCUCCUUCUAACUCAGAAAGGAAAUGCAACGCAUGACAAUAUAUGUUCUGGUAGCAGCGAAUCAUUGACUCACAAAUGUGGAAUAGACAUGACCCUGUGUGAGGAGGCAUUCUUCAGGUUUGCUGUUCCUACAAAGCUUACCCCGAACUGGCUCAGUGUCCUGGUAGACAAUCUGCCUGGCACCAAAGUAAAUGCAGAGAGCGUAGAGAGGAUAAAACGGCGACACAACUCACGAGAACAGACUUUCCAGCUGCUGAAGUUAUGGAAGCAUCAAAACAAAGACCAAGAUAUGGUCAAGAAGAUCAUCCAAGAUAUCAACCUCUGUGAAAACACCGUGCGGAGGCACAUUGGACACAUGAACCUCACCUUUGAGCAGCUUUUAAAGUUGAUGGAAAGCUUGCCGGGGAAGAAAGUGACGACAGAAGACAUUGAGAAAACAGUGAAGACGUGCAAGUCAAGUGAGCAACUCCUGAAGCUGCUCAGCCUGUGGAGGAUAAAAAAUGGCGACCAGGACACGCGCAAGGGCCUGCUGCACGCCCUAAAGCACUUGAAGACGUACCACUUCCCCAAGACUGUCACGCAGAGUCUGAAGAAGACCAUCCGGUUCCUUCACAGCUUCACCAUGUACAGGUUAUAUCGGAAGCUAUUUUUAGGAAUGAUAGGAAAUCAGGUCCAUUCAUUAAAGAUAAGCUGCUUAUAA